AUGUUUAAUAGACUGAAAGCAAGAUUCACCAAAGUGAAGCAAAAGCCAGAGGAGGAAAAGUCCAAGGAUGAAGAGGCCCCUCCUAACCCACCACCCCAACAGCCGCCACUCACAGGGCAGGGUGAAAAUAAAAACAAAAAUGAGGCACAGAAAGGCAAGACCGCUAAUACUGCACAACCGGAACCAAAGCAACAAGAUGUAGACACAGCUCCAGCAAAAUCACCUGUGUCCCGAAAGACUGAAAAGUCAGCAGAACCAACUGGGACAAUUCAGGAACAGAGUCAACAGCCCAAUAAUGACAAAGAUGAGGAUGCUAACUCAUCUCAAGGCCGGGUUGUAAGUGAGUAUACUGAAACCCAGCUGCAAGAGAUUGUCAAAAAAAUGAGGGCAAGGACAUCGGUCUAUAAAGAAAAACUGACUGACCCACUACUGUCCUCUCCUGAGGGCAGUCCUACAGCUUCUCCAUCAAAAAAGAAACCUCUGCCCCCACCCCCACCAAAAGAAGAGAAAAAAGAUGAAGAAAAGAAAGAGGAUGCCAAGCCAGAGGAUCAUUACUGCAACAUGCUGUGCUGUAAAUUCAAGAAACCACCAUUGAAAGAAUACCUGAAGAAGAUGGAGCUACCAGACAGUAUAGAUGCAUACACAGAUCGCCGCUAUGUAGUGUGGCUCCUGAUCGUUACCAUUGCUUAUAACUGGAACUGCUGGUUCAUUCCACUGCGCUGUGUGUUCCCAAUACAAACACCAAGCAACAUAUUCUAUUGGAUCCUUGUAGACACCAUUUGUGAUAUUUGCUACUUGUGUGAUAUGUUGGUGUUCCAGCCCCGAAUGCAAUUUGUAAAAGGUGGCGAUAUAAUAUCAGACAAAGUAGAAAUGAAGAAAUACUACCAGAAUUCUCUGAGGUUUCGGCUUGAUGUGGCAUCAAUAAUACCAUUUGAUGUUUUAUACUUCAUCUUUGGGUUUAACCCAGUGUUUAGAGCAAACAAGGUGUUAAAGCAUAUGACCUUCUUUGAGUUCAAUGACCGGUUAGAAGCUAUCCUGGAUAAAGCAUACAUCUACAGAGUCAUUCGAACAACUGGAUACCUGCUGUUUAUCUUGCACAUUAAUGCAUGUAUUUAUUACUGGGCCUCAGACUUUGAAGGAAUUGGCAGCACCACAUGGGUGUAUGAUGGCAAAGGAAAUAUGUAUCUGAGGUGUUACUACUGGGCAGUGCGCACUUUAAUUACCAUUGGUGGCCUUGCGGAACCGCAAACCCUCUUUGAGAUAAUCUUUCAACUACUGAAUUUUUUCCUGGGUGUCUUUGUGUUCUCCAGCUUAAUUGGUCAGAUGCGGGAUGUAAUUGGAGCAGCAACAGCAGGACAGAAUUACUACCGUGCCAGCAUGGAUAACACCGUCUCUUACAUGAACACCUAUACAAUUCCAAAAGUAGUUCAGAAUCGUGUUCGAAGCUGGUACGAAUACACAUGGGACUCUCAAGGAAUGCUGGAUGAAUCAGAAUUACUGGAGCAGAUGCCAGCCAAAAUGCAGUUAGCCAUUGCAAUUGAUGUGAACUUUGCCAUUGUCAAUAAAGUUGACUUAUUCAAAGGGUGUGAUACUCAAAUGAUUUAUGACAUGCUGCUGAGACUGAAAUCCAUUGUGUAUUUACCUGGUGACUUCGUCUGCAAAAAGGGAGAGAUUGGCAGAGAGAUGUACAUCAUCAAGCAGGGAGAAGUUCAAGUGCUUGGAGGCCCAGACGGCACAAAAGUCCUGGUUACCCUGAGAGCAGGAGCUGUAUUUGGAGAGAUAAGCUUACUAGCGGCAAGUGGAGGAAAUCGGCGGACCGCUAACGUGGUGGCACAUGGAUUUGCCAAUCUCUUUAUUCUAGACAAGAAGACCCUCAAUGAAAUCUUGGUGCACUAUCCAGACUCUGAAAAGCUCCUGAUGAAGAAGGCUAAGGUGCUACUGAAGGAGAAGGGUAAGCCCACUGAAGAGCCACAAGCACAAACAAAAGGCUUGACCAGUCUCUUUGCACCAAAACCAGAAACUCCCAAACUAUUCAAAGCAAUGUUUGGAGGGUCAGGAAAAGGAGGCCUCGCUAUGCUGCUCAAGAUGAAGCAACAGCAAGCUGCUCAGGAAAAAACUGAAGAAAUGAAACCUGAGCCAGAGGAAAAGAAACCUGAACCAGCACCAGAACCCACAGCCCCACCUAAACCAUCAGUGGAAAAGGAAGAGUCAGUUGCAAAUUUUCAACCUCCACCUAAGCCAGUUCUGCACAGAGGAACCACUAACAAGUCUCUUGUCAUCACCAUGGCUCCUUCCCCCAUAGCAGGAGAAGGAGAGGUUCUCACUGUUGAGGUCAAAGAAAAGAGACAGGAGUAGAUGGUGGACUGGGUUGUGGUCAUACCUAGAAUCUUUCUGAGGGGAGAAAGGGCAUGGUAUAGCUUUGAGUCAGAGUGCAGAACUAUUCUCUUCCCUCAUCCCACAGAGAGAAUGUACUUUGCCUCCAGACCUUGAUUGUGGAAUAUUACAUUUUGUGUAGCAAAGUAAUUAGAGCACAGAUUGCACCCUUACGCCUAUUUAUUUCUUGCUUCCUCCAUGCUCUCACUCAUCUCUUACUCCUUGCCCCUACUUCUCCUUACCCCUCUCUUCCUAGUUCUCUCUUUCUUAUUACUCUUCCUCCUGGUUUUCCUCUUGAUUAGUUUGAUCUUUGUUUAUAUGUGUCUCUUUUUCUAUUUUCUAUUCUGGUUUCCUAU
Messenger RNA from Caretta caretta (loggerhead turtle), 2729 nucleotides. RefSeq names its product cyclic nucleotide gated channel subunit beta 3 (gene CNGB3). Gene Ontology annotation, molecular function: intracellularly cAMP-activated cation channel activity; intracellularly cGMP-activated cation channel activity; cGMP binding. The record is from RefSeq and is a predicted model, not a curated record. Gene Ontology annotation, biological process: monoatomic cation transmembrane transport. Gene Ontology annotation, cellular component: plasma membrane; intracellular cyclic nucleotide activated cation channel complex; photoreceptor outer segment. Lineage: Eukaryota; Metazoa; Chordata; Testudines; Cheloniidae.